Molecule: messenger RNA, 1071 nt
Organism: Orycteropus afer afer
Lineage: Eukaryota; Metazoa; Chordata; Mammalia; Tubulidentata; Orycteropodidae
Gene: ANXA13
Product: annexin A13
Exons: 12
Coding region: 1-1071 (356 amino acids)
Cellular component (GO): cytoplasm
Molecular function (GO): calcium ion binding; calcium-dependent phospholipid binding
Source: RefSeq, a predicted model, not a curated record
AUGGGAAACCGUCAUGGCCCAUCCUACUCUCUCUCAGAAGGCAGUGAACAGCUGCCCAAAAGGGACAACCGGCUCUCAACAAUGCAACCUCUCAGCCACCCAUCAGGGAGUGGAGAGCCAGAGGCCCAGCAGCCUGCCAAAGCAAGAAGUCAUCAGGGCUUUAACGCAGACCGAGAUGCCAAAAGGCUGAACAAAGCCUGCAAAGGAAUAGGGACCGACGAGUCGGCCAUCAUUGAAAUCUUAUCGAGCAGGACUUCGGAUGAGCGGCAACAAAUAAAGCACAAGUACAAGGCGACGUAUGGCAAGGACUUGGAGGAGGUGCUCAAGAGUGAGCUGAGUGGAAACUUUGAGAAGACAGCCUUGGCCCUUCUGGACCGCCCCAGUGAGUACGCCGCCCGGCAGCUACAAAAGGCCAUGAAGGGUUUGGGCACGGAUGAGGCGGUGCUCAUUGAAGUCCUGUGCACAAGGUCCAAUAAGGAAAUUACCGCCAUUAAAGAGGCCUACCAAAGGCUAUUUGACAGAAACCUUGAGUCAGAUAUCAAAGGCGAUACAAGUGGGAACCUAAAAAAAAUUCUGGUGGCCCUGUUACAGGCCAGCCGUGAUGAAGGAGAUGCCAUUGACAAAGAUCUAGCUGGCCAGGAUGCCAAAGAUCUGUAUGAGGCAGGGGAAGGCCGAUGGGGCACUGAUGAGCUUGCCUUCAAUGAAGUCCUGGCCAAGAGGAGCCUCAAGCAGUUACAAGCCACCUUUCAAGCCUAUCAAGUGCUUAUCGGCAAAGACAUCGAAGAGGCCAUCGAAGAAGAAACCUCAGGGGAUCUGAAGAAAGCCUACCUAACUCUCGUGAAGUGUGCCCGAGACCGCGAGGGCUACUUUGCUGAGUGUCUCUACAAGUCCAUGAAGGGCGCAGGCACCGAUGAGGAGACAUUAAUCCGUGUCAUUGUGACCAGGGCUGAGGUUGACCUUCAAAGGAUAAAAGCAAAGUUCCAAGAGAAGUACCAGAAGUCUCUGUCUGACAUGGUUCGCUCUGACACUUCUGGAGACUUCCAGAAACUUCUGGUGGCCCUUUUGCACUGA